Striga asiatica is the source of this 366-nucleotide messenger RNA. Lineage: Eukaryota; Viridiplantae; Streptophyta; Magnoliopsida; Lamiales; Orobanchaceae. The record is from the annotation of a GenBank genome assembly.
AUGACCUUGGAACACUUUCAUUCUAGGAGCAAAUAUGAAGAUGAAAAUAAAGAUCAAACUAAGAGGGGAGUGAAGAAGAGAGCCUCUACUGUUAGAACAAAGAUAGCAAAAUGCAUGGCGCUACCUUGGCGGUUCCAAGAUCAUCCCAAAGGCGAAGAAUCCGACCUGCGGCCGAGAAGAGCUUCGGGUACGAAAGAAGAGGUGCACGAGAGCCAUAUAUGCACCCGCAGUCGAAACUCCAUUCUCUAUGUACUCCUCCAAGUUCGGUUGACUCCCUCCAUUGAACCACUUUGCCUCCACCAUGAAACCUUCAAUCAUGUCUAUCCACUGCAAAGAAUAGACGGUUUUCGUUCACAAAACGUAUGA